AUGGAUUCGGCGAGAGCACACAUGAACGGCGGCCAGGUCCGACCAUUUACCACCCGUCACAGAGGCCUCAUUCUUGCCUCCGCCGCCGCCACCGGCGUGGCCCUGGCCGUCCGCUACAAGGCCGAGCAGAUCAGGAAGAACGAGCUCGCCCAGAAGAACUCGGCCAUUCCCAACUUCUACGUCAGCGUAGACCGCAGCGGAGGCGGAAUUUGA
Messenger RNA from Phaeoacremonium minimum UCRPA7, 213 nucleotides. RefSeq lists its product as hypothetical. The coding region runs from base 1 to 213 and encodes 70 amino acids. NCBI's taxonomy places the organism in Eukaryota, Fungi, Ascomycota, Sordariomycetes, Togniniales, Togniniaceae. The record is from RefSeq and is a predicted model, not a curated record. The transcript is spliced from 2 exons.